Pipistrellus nathusii (Nathusius's pipistrelle) is the source of this 459-nucleotide messenger RNA. Lineage: Eukaryota; Metazoa; Chordata; Mammalia; Chiroptera; Vespertilionidae. The record is from the annotation of a GenBank genome assembly.
AUGGCCGGCAGCCCUAAUGAAGAUGCAGAAGGAAGCAGAAUCACCUAUGUGAAAGGAGACCUUUUUGCAUGCCCCAAAACAGACUCUCUAGCCCACUGUAUCAGUGAGGAUUGUCGAAUGGGUGCUGGGAUAGCUGUCCUCUUCAAGAAGAAAUUUGGAGGGGUGCAGGAACUGUUAAAUCAACAAAAGAAAUCUGGAGAAGUGGCUGUUCUGAAGAGAGAUGGGCGAUACAUAUAUUACUUGAUUACAAAGAAAAGGGCUUCACACAAGCCAACUUACGAAAACUUACAGAAGAGUUUAGAGGCCAUGAAGUCCCAUUGUCUGAAGAAUGGAGUGACAGACCUCUCCAUGCCCAGGAUUGGGUGUGGUCUUGAUCGUCUGCAAUGGGAAAACGUAUCCACAAUAAUUGAGGAGGUGUUUGAGGGAACAGACAUCAGAAUUACUGUGUACACACUCUGA